UAUAGCCCAAUACAAUUAGGCUAUGCUAUGUAGAGCUACUACGCUUUGAAUUGUUGCAUUCUAUCCGUGAUUUUUUUUUGUUACUGUCAGAGUUUGUGUCUCCAUGGGUUUCUCUUCAGAUAAGCGUAGGCACGCGAGCGGGUAUGAGCUCACACGACGUCUGGCACACCUGUAAACUCACGUAGGCCUGCAUCGAAAAACAAGCCGCACCUCGGUCACCGGAGGAAAAAAAUCACAACACGCUGAGAGAAAGACACUCGAGGGGGUGAAAGGGUGCGGUAUACUUCCUCGGUGGCUCCACCGGCCAACACCACAUUUGUUUCCUUUAUGGACUAACGUUUGUGUGGGCUUCAGAUAAUUAUCAUCAGAGUUGAUCACGGGAAGCAUGUCUCACAGAGUCCUCAUGGCAGGCUCCAUCCACUAUGAGGAGAGGCGAUAAACCCAUUCAUUACCUCUGAGGAGAGACGGUAAACCCCACACAUGACACCAUGCAGUGAUGGAAACCCACCUCCACUGGCAAGAUGACUCUGUCCCCUCCACCUCGCCCAUCAGGGUCACCUCUCUCCUCCGUGUCCUUCCCCAUGAACGUGUCCACUCUUCCCACGCAGGGUCUCUACAACCACUCCAACGCCACAGGUGUGUCCGUGUCACACACCUUCACCUGGGAGAUGGGUCUGAUCGUCCUCAUAACGGGACCCCUGUCCGUCGUCACCAUCAUCGGAAACCUUCUGGUCAUAAUCUCCUUCCGGAUCAACUCUCACCUGCGGACGGUCAGCAACUACUUCCUGUUGAGCUUGGCGGUGGCCGACCUUGUUCUGGGCACGGUGUCCAUGAACCUCUACACGACCUACAUACUCCUCGGGCGAUGGGCGCUGGGCAACCUCGCCUGUGACGUCUGGUUGACCGUCGACUACGUGGCCAGCAACGCCUCGGUGAUGAACCUGCUGGCCAUUUGCUGCGACCGGUACCUGUCCAUCACGCGACCUUUGACUUAUAGAGCCAAGAGAACCCCAAAGAGGGCGGCCAUCAUGAUCGCCUUGGCCUGGGGCGUGUCUCUGAUGAUCUGGGCGCCCCCCAUCUUAUUCUGGGAGGACAUCGUGGGCGAGAGGAAGGUUCCAGAAGGCGAGUGCUUGGUCCAGUUCUUCUACGUGCCGGUGAUGACCUUCGUCACGGCCAUCGCGGCGUUCUACCUGCCGGUCACCAUCAUGGCGGUGCUGUAUUGGAGGGUCUAUCGAGAGACGGAGCGCCGCUCACAGCAGCUAGCUGGACUGACCGGCACAGUGACCACGGCCCUGGCCAUCACAUCACAGGCCUCAGGGCAGCAGUUCUCCCAGUCGAGCAGCAGCAACGCCAGCAGCUCCGGAGAGCCCCAGUCCCCGAGCCCCACCAGGGCGCAGCCGGACGGGCCGAGCAAGGGCACCGAGGUAGCCGGCUGUUGGCUGACCGUCCUGCACUGUCUGAAGGGAGAGAGGGGGGCAGCGCGAGAGGGGGGCCCCGGGUCCCCGUCCGCCGGCCAGAACCAGAGCAGCGGCUACACCCACGCCAGCAGCAGCAGCCUGGACAGCAUGGGCGGCCCCGGCAAGGACGAGGACUUCAGCAGGAGCGUGCAGAUGCCGUUGGUGCCCAUGGGCGACGGCGGUGACCGCGGCGGCGAAGAGGCCGAGGAGGGUCGCUUGGCCGCCGACCGGCCUCCUCCUCCUCCGCCCGUCGCCCGCAGGAUCGGCGCCCUCUCGUCGCCCGGCGUCCGGCCCCACUCCAUCGCCCUCCUGGCGGCGGCGACGACGUGCGGCGCCUCGCGGACCCUCCGCAGGCUCCGCGGCGGCGGCGCCGGGCCGUCCUCGCUGAUCCGCGAGCGCAAGGCGGCGCGGACGCUCAGCGCCAUCCUGCUGGCGUUCAUCGUCACGUGGACGCCGUACAACAUCAUGGUGCUGGUGUCCACCUUCUGCGGCGGCGGCUGCGUCCCCGAGCAGCUGUGGCAGCUGGGCUACUGGCUGUGCUACGUCAACAGCACCGUCAACCCCGUCUGCUACGCCCUCUGCAACCAGCACUUCCGCGUCACCUUCAAGGAGCUGCUGCUGUGCAGGUGGAGGGGGGAUCGGAGGAGGAGGAGGAGGCGUGGGAUGGGAUGA
Molecule: messenger RNA, 2129 nt
Organism: Sardina pilchardus (European sardine)
Lineage: Eukaryota; Metazoa; Chordata; Actinopteri; Clupeiformes; Clupeidae
Product: muscarinic acetylcholine receptor M1-like
Exons: 4
Coding region: 522-2129 (535 amino acids)
Biological process (GO): G protein-coupled receptor signaling pathway, coupled to cyclic nucleotide second messenger; adenylate cyclase-inhibiting G protein-coupled acetylcholine receptor signaling pathway; chemical synaptic transmission
Cellular component (GO): dendrite; plasma membrane; synapse
Molecular function (GO): G protein-coupled serotonin receptor activity; G protein-coupled acetylcholine receptor activity
Source: RefSeq, a predicted model, not a curated record